Molecule: messenger RNA, 1756 nt
Organism: Drosophila santomea
Lineage: Eukaryota; Metazoa; Arthropoda; Insecta; Diptera; Drosophilidae
Product: HMG box-containing protein 4
Exons: 3
Coding region: 105-1358 (417 amino acids)
Source: RefSeq, a predicted model, not a curated record
UUUGGCUCUGGUCACACCAAACAGCUGUUCCAUUUGCGUCGUUUAAAUUGUUUUUUUGUUUUACAACAAAUUGCAUCCGAAUCUUUCAAACCGGGUUGCCAAAAAUGGAGUCGCCCACCUCGCACCUGGUGGCCAAAGAUUUCCAGGUGACGGGCGUUUCGCGCAGUGGACGCGUACGCAAAAAGUCGUCGAAACUGUUGGAUUUUGAAUCGCCGGAGGAGAUCGAGAAGCGCACAAGGCGCCAAAGUGGCGGCAGGCAGCCAGCCAGAUACUCGGGUCGCGGCAGGCCAUCGAAUGCACUGCGUGACUUGGAUCUCGACCAGGAGAUGCUCGUGGAUGAUCCAAAUAUCUCGGAUAGCGAGGAAUUCCAUCCGGAAACAGCGACAACGGCCGUGACCAUUCUGAAUUCCGACGAUGAACUGGACAAUCUGGUGCAGGAUCUUGUCGAUGGCGUGCAAGCGGAGGCCACCAGCCAGGAGUCGCCCGUGCGCCAGAGUCUCUACAUGCGCGAGAAGGCCAACAAGCGUCAGGUGCUCAAGGACGGCAAGGUGGUGAGUGCCAAGGUGCAGCGCAAGGACAAGGGCAAGCAGCGCUACACCGCCUACAGCCUGUGGGCCAGGGAGGCGCGCAAGAAAGAUCUCCAGGAUCUGGACUUCACCAGCGCCACCAGACGGCUCAGCGAGAUGUGGGCGAACGUUUCCAAUCGGGACAAGAACGCCUGGCGGCGCAAGGCCAAAAUCCAAGCGUCCCGAGCCAGAACACGCGACAAAACCGGCCCGAAUGGUGCGCCCCAAAUGGCCAGCAAUGGCAGCACGGCACUGGCCGAUCCUGCGCAGCACGAGACCAUCUUUCAGAACCGAGCGACGACCAGUCGCACUCGCAAACUGGCCGCCGAUCGACAGCAAUCCUCGAUAGAAGCGGCGGCUGCGGCAGCAGCGGCGAGCAGCUCCACGCAGCGACGCAGCAUCAACACACGCAGUGCCAGGUCGCAGGCCACAACGAGCACGUCGAAACAGCAUUCGCAGUCGCACACGGAUGCGGAUGUGGGCGGCCGGACGAGCGGCGGUCAGCAGAAACAUGAGGAGCUGCAGAAGACCAGCAUCGAGGUGAUCGAUGCGGCGGCGCACCUGAAGCUGCUGGGCGAGAGCCUGACGGUGAUUGGCGAGCGCCUCAAGAAGCACAAUGGAUACGUGGCGCUGUCGGGCAGUUUGUCCGUGCUCCUGGACAGCUUGCUCUGCGCCAUGGGUCCGCUGCUGUGCAUGACCACGCAGAUACCCGGCAUGGAGAACAAAGUGCAACUGAGCAAAAACCUAGCCGACACGCUCGAUAAUAUUGCGUACGUAAUGCCCGGCCUAUGAAUGCAAUUUCCGGAUAUCCCAAUGAUAUAUAUAUAGUAAACCAUACCAGGCAGCUGAGCUUCCAGCGGAGGCUAGAGUCGCCAUUGGAGAUGUAUCUGUAUGCUAGCUAGGAGUUAGCGUGAGUCAACACCUGAACACAAAUAACCACUUGGAUAUCCCUAGUCGAUAAGCAGAAGCAUCUCGAUCCUCGUUAAGUGAAACUAUCUAAAGGUCUCCCUCGAACUUUUGUGUUUCAUAUUUUUUUAGAUUAAAAGCUAAGUAGUAUUGCUUUUAUUUAUUCCCUUUUAUUGUGCUAAAUAAAUUAUAAAUAAGCGAAAACGUACUAGAAAUUAUGAAGAAUUAUGAAACAUGGAAUAUCCUAUAAUACAUAAGUCCAAUAAAUGUGCAGCACACGAUCA